GUGCUCAUUGUUGUCUGCUGUGUUGUGUCUCUUCGUUUCACUUCUCACUUCGCUUCCAAACUUACUAAACUACUCACUCGCUCUCUGUCUCUCUGUCAUGAAACCACCCCUAGCACUACUAUUAUUCUGCCUCCUCUUUCUUCUCUCCACUUCGACCUCCGCCUUUAGCACCACAAAUGCCGCCAAACCGGCCACCCCCUCACUCUCCCCUACUCCUUCGCCCACAUCCUCCCCAACCCCACCCACCUCCGAAGCUCCCUCUUCUUCCCCGUCUACUCUAGACCCCAAACAAAUAGAAGCACUCCAAUCCCUCAACAUUCCCACCACAAGAGACCCUUGCAUCCAACCUUCCCCUCACAACGCCACCAUCUGUGACACCUCCAAGCCCUUUCGCCACCUCAUUUCGCUCCACCUCUCCAACUGCUCCUCCGACCUUUCCCUCUCCUUCACAGCUCUCAAGUCCCUCUCUUCCCUCCAUUCUCUCUCUUUCACCAACUGCCACGCGUCUCCCAUUCACUUCCCUUCUGAUCUCUCUCUUUCCCUUACUUCCUUCUCCUGUAUUCGCUCUCUCCGCCGCCUUUCUGGGGUCUGGCUGUCACGUUUGGUUAACCUUACUGAUCUUACAGUUUCCUACACUCCAGUUAACACCAGCGGCCUCUACGUAAUUCUUGGAAACAUGCAUAAGCUGAAGACAGCCACCAUUUCCCAUGCUAAUCUUACCGGUUCUCUUCCAAGGCACGUGCAUCUGAAUCUCACCCAUAUUGAUUUAUCUGAUAACAAGCUCAAAGGAAAAAUACCUACUUCCCUUACUCUUCUGGAAGAUCUUGAAUUCUUGAAUCUUUCUUCGAAUGGGCUAAAUGGGGAGAUUCCCACAGAGUUUGGUGACUUGAUAUCGUUAAAAAAUGUAUCUUUGGCUUCCAAUUCGUUUUCUGGGUCAAUCCCGGAUUCGAUGUCAGCUAUUCCAGGCUUGGUUCAUGUUGAUCUGAGUAAUAACCAGUUAAAUGGGACUGUCCCAAGGUUUUUCUCAGAGUUGAAAGGGUUGAAAGUCUUGAAUCUUGAGAACAAUGAGCUUCAUGGGGCUUUACCUUUCAAUGCUAGUUUUAUAAAGAGAUUGGCUGUUUUCAAGGUUGGUGGGAAUGGCAAUUUGUGUUACAACCAUUCUGUUUUGUCAUCAAAAAUGAAACUUGGGAUUGCUCCUUGUGAUAAGCAUGGGUUGCCGAUGUCACCGCCGCCUUCAAAGGAGUCUUCUGGAGAUAGUGAGAGCGACUCUUCAGAUUAUGAGGAUGGUGCAGAUGAUACAAGUGAAAAGAAGAAGCAUCAUCACGGGCCAAGUAAGGUUGUUCUUGGUGUUGCAAUUGGGCUUUCUUCGGUAGUUUUCCUUACUGUUUUUUUGGUUCUUCUCUCAAAAUGGUGUGGUUGAAGAAAAAAAGUACUUUUGAUUAUUGGUUAGAUUUUUUGAGUAGGGGAAAUUGGUAAUUAGAGUUUCCAUUUAUUUAUUAUUGAUAUCUGAUACCCUUGAUUUAUGAAAAAGCGGGUAGCUAUAGG
Messenger RNA from Durio zibethinus, 1545 nucleotides. RefSeq names its product receptor-like protein 51. Lineage: Eukaryota; Viridiplantae; Streptophyta; Magnoliopsida; Malvales; Malvaceae. The record is from RefSeq and is a predicted model, not a curated record. Gene Ontology annotation, molecular function: protein binding.